AUGUUCUACUACAGCGUACCUUUCGUGUGCACCCACUACCACAACCACAGACCCACCUCCUUCAACCACCCCCACCACAGCACCCACUACAACCACAGACCCACCUCCUUCAACCACCCCCACCACAGCACCCACUACCACAACCACAGACCCACCUCCUUCAACCACCCCCACAACAGCACCCACUACCAUAACCACAGACCCACCUCCUUCAACCACCCCCACCACAGCACCCACUACCACAACCACAGACCCACCUCCUUCAACCACCCCCACAACAGCACCCACUACCACAACCACAGGCCCACCUCCUUCAACCACCCCCACCACAGCACCCACUACCACAACCACAGACCCACCUCCUUCAACCACCCCCACCACAGCACCCACUACCACAACCACAGACCCACCUCCUUCAACCACCCCCACAACAGCACCCACUACCAUAACCACAGACCCACCUCCUUCAACCACCACCACAACAGCACCCACUACAACUACCACCGCAACAACACCUAA
Messenger RNA from Trematomus bernacchii (emerald rockcod), 519 nucleotides. Its product is annotated as histidine-rich glycoprotein-like. The record is from RefSeq and is a predicted model, not a curated record. NCBI's taxonomy places the organism in Eukaryota, Metazoa, Chordata, Actinopteri, Perciformes, Nototheniidae. Bases 1 to 519 code for a protein of 172 amino acids. The transcript has 2 exons.